AUGCUUGAUGAGAUGCCACCCGAAACGGAGGAUUCAGCUGGUGACUGGAUCCGUGAAAUGUUGUACAGACAACUACCGGUAGACAAAAGUCCUCUUUUCAAGGGCAAUCCGCUUUCUAUCGUGCAACUCACCCUCGGUGUUUCUACUGAUCCCAGUCAGCCGUGCAUCAGCCUUAGUUCCGCACAGUUAGUGCCUCUCAUCCCAACCAUGGAAUCAUGUCGUUCUAGAAAGGCUGACAUCUAUGAACCGGAAGAAGCACUAUCUCCCCUCCACUGUAUCGAUGAAGCUGGACCGUUUUCUUUGUUUGUGAAACCCAGCCAAACACUACCAACAGAAGAAUCCAUCUGUUUGAGCUAUAUCAUCACAACCUUGUUCGAAAUUGUUGGCUCACAGUACCUAAAGCUGAGGCUUCUCACACAAGUGUUCACCUUUGACCAGUUGGUGACGCAAUCGACCACGGAGGUUCAAUCUGCAAUUUGCAUUAGUGAUCGCUGGUUCGUCGGCUUCAAGGAUGUGCAUAAAGAAAACUAUCUUGGAGAACUUCUAAACAAAGUGGCCAGAAUUGGAUCCCCGAAAUCAAUGCAAACUGCUUUUGAACACGUGCUCUUGAAACAAGUCGUAUUGGACGCCGACCGAGAGGUACCCAUCCUCGCUUAUAAUUUGAGAUUCAACGGCGAUGACUCUGAACAAGCGACGAAUAUUAUAAACUACUGUGGACCACCUCAGUGAACUACUUUCUGCGUGCACAACAGAAAUUUUACGGCCACCGUCAAACGCUGUGCUGUGCUUCAACUAUUUUUCUUACAACUGACCAUGAUCAUGUCUAACAAAUCAUGAAUAGCUAUCAUCAA
This is a messenger RNA of Dicrocoelium dendriticum, 851 nucleotides long. Lineage: Eukaryota; Metazoa; Platyhelminthes; Trematoda; Plagiorchiida; Dicrocoeliidae. The record is from the annotation of a GenBank genome assembly.